Psammomys obesus (fat sand rat) is the source of this 2810-nucleotide messenger RNA. RefSeq names its product retinoic acid receptor gamma (gene Rarg). The transcript has 10 exons. Gene Ontology annotation, biological process: regulation of transcription by RNA polymerase II; cellular response to corticotropin-releasing hormone stimulus; retinoic acid receptor signaling pathway. NCBI's taxonomy places the organism in Eukaryota, Metazoa, Chordata, Mammalia, Rodentia, Muridae. Gene Ontology annotation, molecular function: nuclear glucocorticoid receptor binding; zinc ion binding; RNA polymerase II cis-regulatory region sequence-specific DNA binding. Gene Ontology annotation, cellular component: transcription regulator complex; nucleus. The record is from RefSeq and is a predicted model, not a curated record. Bases 388 to 1764 code for a protein of 458 amino acids.
UUUUGGGGCGGUCACGUGGGCGGGCGGGCUCCGAGAGGCCCCGGGAUUGUCCCAGCCUAGAGCCGUGCCCCCUGGAGCCCCCCGUUACGGCGAGUCCCUAACAGCGCGGCGCUCCAUCCCCGAGACCGCCCGACGCCGGGACCUCGGGGCUCGGCGGCCUUCCUUCCCCCGCCCUCCCCUCCAGCGGUUUCCCCAGGUCCUCUCACCUCAGCCUGGCCCAGCAUGUAGGAGAAAACCUCUACAGGGACCCUUGGAGACGCAGCGGGCAGGCCAGGCGGGGUGGGCACGGAGCCUCCCAGGCCGGGGCAGUGGGCAUGGGCGGGGGCUGCGGCUGAAGACCGCCCCCGCCCACUGCAGGUUCCACGGGAUUCCCACUCGGCAGCUGCCAUGGCCACCAACAAGGAGCGCCUCUUUGCGGCUGGUGCCCUGGGGCCUGGAUCCGGUUACCCGGGAGCGGGCUUUCCGUUUGCCUUCCCAGGGGCGCUCAGAGGGUCGCCUCCGUUCGAGAUGCUGAACCCUAGCUUCCGGGGCCUGGGCCAGCCUGACCUCCCCAAGGAGAUGGCUUCUCUGUCGGUGGAGACCCAGAGCACCAGCUCCGAGGAAAUGGUGCCCAGCUCUCCCUCACCCCCGCCACCCCCUCGGGUCUAUAAGCCAUGCUUUGUUUGCAAUGACAAGUCUUCCGGCUACCACUAUGGGGUCAGCUCCUGUGAAGGCUGCAAGGGCUUCUUCCGACGCAGCAUCCAGAAGAACAUGGUGUACACCUGUCACCGCGACAAGAGCUGCAUCAUCAACAAGGUGACCCGGAACCGCUGCCAGUACUGCCGGCUGCAGAAGUGCUUCCAAGUGGGCAUGUCCAAGGAAGCUGUAAGGAAUGACCGGAACAAGAAGAAGAAAGAGGUCAAGGAGGAGAGCUCACCUGACAGCUAUGAGCUGAGUCCACAGUUGGAAGAGCUCAUCACCAAGGUCAGCAAAGCCCACCAGGAGACGUUCCCCUCGCUCUGCCAGCUGGGCAAGUACACCACGAACUCCAGUGCAGAUCACCGGGUACAGCUGGACCUGGGGCUGUGGGACAAGUUCAGCGAGCUGGCCACCAAGUGCAUCAUCAAAAUCGUGGAGUUCGCCAAGCGCUUGCCGGGUUUCACAGGACUCAGCAUCGCCGACCAGAUCACUCUGCUCAAGGCUGCCUGCCUGGACAUCCUAAUGCUGCGGAUCUGUACGAGGUAUACCCCGGAGCAGGACACCAUGACGUUCUCGGACGGGCUGACUCUGAACCGCACCCAGAUGCACAACGCCGGCUUCGGGCCCCUCACAGACCUCGUCUUCGCCUUUGCUGGGCAGCUGCUGCCCCUGGAGAUGGAUGACACGGAGACCGGGCUGCUCAGCGCCAUCUGCCUCAUCUGCGGAGACCGCAUGGACCUGGAGGAGCCGGAGAAGGUGGACCGGCUGCAGGAGCCGCUGCUGGAGGCGCUGAGGCUGUACGCGCGGCGCCGGAGGCCCAGCCAGCCCUACAUGUUCCCGCGGAUGCUCAUGAAGAUCACCGACCUGCGCGGCAUCAGCACGAAGGGCGCAGAGAGGGCUAUAACCCUGAAGAUGGAGAUCCCGGGCCCCAUGCCCCCCCUGAUCCGAGAGAUGCUGGAGAACCCAGAAAUGUUUGAGGACGACUCCUCGAAGCCCGGCCCCCAGCCCAAGGCUUCCAGUGAGGAUGAAGCCCCAAGGAGCCAGGGCAAAGGGGGCGAAAGCCCCCCGCCUGACCAGGGCCCCUGACCUACCCCACCGUGGGGUUGGGCUCCAGGCAGCAGACUGACCAUUUCCCAGCCAUCCCUAGUGGCUGAGAGAGGACCUGCCCUGCCCGCUCCCCACCCUUCCGAUGAGCUCGUGGUUUUGCCAAAGUUUGUAGGGGGGCCUGUGUUCAGCCCUGUCCUGUUCUAACAGCUCCCCCUACAGUCCGGGGACUGCCCCGCACCUGCCCGGAGAGCCUGGGAAGGCCCAAGCUUGGGUCCAGACUCAAAUCUCAGCACUGCCUUUCAGACUGGGGCCACAGGCUCCCCAGGCAGGAGGACGCCCCGCCUUCCCACAGCCCCUUCCUCUGCCAGGUGCUUGGGCCUCCGGGAGCAAACAGGAACACUAGAGACCAAAAGGGGGCCGCCAGGGGGGCUGAGCCCGCCCUCGGCCCUGCCCUGGGUGCCUAACGCUGUGCGAUGACCCUGCCACGCGCCCGCCCUCUGUGCGCAUCCUCAUUCUGCCCAGCGUGGGGCAGGCGGGGCCCUGCGUUUCUGGGGCGGGGCCUGGGGGUGAAGGGAGGGGCCUACCGAGAACCUCUGCUGAGGUGCCGCGCCCCAGGGCCUCCGUUUUACAGGCCGCCCCUUCGCCCCUCUCGUGCCUUGGCUUCUUGCCCCCAUCUCAGCCGUUCAGGCAGGGACUUCCACACUACAGAGGGGCCAGGCGUCCCGUCCCUCUCUUAGUGCCUUCUCACCCUUGACCCCCCGAGCAGCUUGGCCCCGGGAGGGGAGAUGCUGCUUAGCUGAUCCCACCCCGACCCAGAGGAAGCCUCUAUUUAUUUAUUAGCUUUUGUUUACAGCCUGGAGUGACCCCUUCCUCCAGGGGUCUUGGGAGGGGGGCCCAGGGCCUCUGUGACCCCUUCUUUCUUUCCCCAAACUCCCAGUUUGUAUUUAGCUGCCAAAUAAGAUUCCUGCGGGCUCCCCCUUUUCUCUGGGGGGUCAGGGUGCUGUCCCGUCCCCUCUGUUUACAUCACCCCUCCCACCCCGCUGUUUCGCAUAUUGCUGAGUUUUCUAUUUUUGCAAAAUAAAGUG